Exophiala viscosa is the source of this 7442-nucleotide messenger RNA. Its product is annotated as KR domain-containing protein. The transcript has 7 exons. The record is from RefSeq and is a predicted model, not a curated record. Lineage: Eukaryota; Fungi; Ascomycota; Eurotiomycetes; Chaetothyriales; Herpotrichiellaceae. Bases 1 to 7218 code for a protein of 2405 amino acids. Gene Ontology annotation, molecular function: fatty acid synthase activity; phosphopantetheine binding; oxidoreductase activity. Gene Ontology annotation, biological process: fatty acid biosynthetic process; secondary metabolite biosynthetic process.
AUGGCUCUCAGACUUCCGGGCAGCAUCAUGACCCCUUUUCAAUUCUGGGACUUCCUGCUUGCAAAAAAAGAUGCCAGAUCUCUCGUGCCAGACACUCGGUACAACAUUUCAGCUUACCACACCGGUCUCGGGAAACCCGGCGAAGUCAAAAGUGAGUAUGGUUACUUCCUCGACGAUUCGGUCGAUAUUGGCGCCCUGGACACAACCUUCUUCAACAUGGCCAAAACCGAAAUGGAUCCGCUGGACCCGCAGCAGCGUCAACUGCUUGAAGUGGUUCGGGAAUGCUUUGAAAGUGCUGGCGAACUAAAUUAUCAAGGCAAGAACAUCGGCUGUUUCGUGGGCACGUUCGGCGAAGACUGGGCGGAGUCUUUUGCCAAAGACCAACAAACCUAUGGCCUGUACAGAAUCUCUCGCUCCUUUUCCAGUCCCAGCAUGACCAUUCGCACUGGAUGCUCUUCGUCUCUCAUUGGACUGCACGAGGCGUGUGGUGCCAUUGCUAGAGGUGACUGCACUUCAGCUAUUGUGGGCGGUGCCAACAUGAUCCUUGGCCCUAGCUUGACGCAAGCUAUGACAGAACAAGGCGUGCUCUCCCCUGAUGGAUCCUGCAAAAGUUUUGAUGCAGAAGCGAAUGGGUAUGCCCGUGCAGAAGCAAUCAACGCUGUUUAUGUGAAACCUCUUGAGGAUGCCCUACGCGACGGAAACCCCAUCAGAGCUGUCAUCAGAGGCACAUCGUCCAAUUCCGACGGCAAGACGAUAGGUAUCUCCCAGCCUAGUGCUGCGAGCCACGAAGACAUGAUGAGAAAGGCAUAUAGCUUGGCAGGUAUCGAAACUCUCUCCGACACGGCGUAUAUCGAAUGCCAUGGCACAGGCACAGCCAUUGGCGAUCCGAUCGAGACAAGUGCUGUGGCAAAUGUCUUUGGCGAACAGGGUGUGUACAUUGGCUCCGUGAAACCCAACGUUGGCCAUUCGGAAGGAGCGUCAGGCCUUACGUCGUUGAUCAAGGCCGUCUUGAGUCUGGAAAAUCGUACUAUUCCACCAAACAUCAAAUUCAACAAGCCGAAUCCACGCAUCGCAUUUGGGGCAAGGAAACUCAGGGUUCCUGUCGAUCCUGUUCCUUGGCCGGAAGAUCGCUGUGAACGGGCUGGUGUCAACUCUUUCGGCAUUGGAGGCGCCAAUGCGCAUGUGGUGCUCGAGUCGAAGGAUUUCUACCUAGGUUCAGCGCCCCUAGUAUCCAAGGCAGCUCCUCAGCCCAGGAUCUUGGUCUACCUUGCCAACACGCCCGAUUCUUUGCGCAGGCAGGUGGUAAACCAUCAACAAUACCUCAAGGAACGUCCUGAAUGCUUACACGAUCUGUCGUACACACUCGGAGCACGUCGGGAACACCUCGUGCAUCGCGCAUAUUCGGUUGCAGGUGUCUCCGCUGAACCAAAGUGCUCUCCGUUCACUAAGGCGCCUAGCUCGGCUCCAAAGCUCGUCAUGGUCUUCACAGGGCAGGGAGCCCAGUGGCCUCAGAUGGGUCGUGAACUCUUCCAGUCAAAUGCCGCUUUCGCACAUUCCAUCAGCACAACGGAGAAGUACCUGAGCACAUUACCAGACGCACCCAGCUGGCAGAUCUCGGACGAGCUCUGCAAGUCGUCCAAGGAGAGCAACCUUCACAAAGCCUCCUACUCACAGCCGCUUUGUACAGCAGUCCAGGUAGCAUUGGUCGACGCUCUUACCGUCCUGGGAGUCGUUCCUGCCGCUGUGGUUGGCCAUUCUUCUGGGGAAAUGGCUGCUGCAUAUGCAGCAGGUCGCCUCACAGCAAGGGAAGCAAUCAUUGCGGCCUACUAUCGCGGCGUCGUCUCUGGUCAAGUGACCCGCGAUGGUGGCAUGGCGGCUAUCGGACUAGGCUGGGACGAGACGUCCGAGCACCUUGUCGAUGGUGUCGUGAUUGCGUGUGAAAACUCGCCGUCUAGUGUCACAAUCUCAGGAGAUGCUGAUCGAGUCAAAGAGGUUCUCUCAAGCAUUCAGAAGGCACAUCCCAAUGCCCUCGCGCGUCCCUUGAAAGUCGACAAAGCAUACCAUUCUCACCACAUGAAGGAGGUGGGGUCGACAUAUCGUCAAUUGGCGAAAGGUCAUGCUCUGGGAACCUCAACUGGCACCAAGGUUGACUUCUUCUCCAGCGUGACUGGUCAGCUGCUCGACGAUGCCCAGUUGCUUGACGCCGCCUAUUGGCAAGCAAAUCUCGAGUCACCGGUCCUCUUCCGCACUGCGAUAGCCAAUCUCGUUGCGCACGCCAGGCUCGAAAGCAAGGACAAUCUCAUGAUCUUGGAGGUCGGGCCACACUCUGCGCUAGCUGGACCUCUCCGACAGAUCCUUGCACGAGAGUCUGCCGGAAGCUCAUAUGCGUCAUGUAUGACACGCGGACAAGACUGCACAACAUCCUUUUUGUCCGCCAUGGGAGAGCUAUAUCUGCAGAACAUAACCUUGGACUUUGAAGCUCUCACCAACCCAGACGCUACUGCUCAGGUCCUGACUGAUACUCCACCAUAUCCAUGGCAACAUGACCGCUCACUACUAUUCGAAACACGUCUGUCUAAAGAGUGGCGGUUCCCCAAAUUUCCCAAGCAUGAACUACUCGGUGUUCGCGUCGCAGAGAGCACCUCCACCGAGCCAGCAUGGCGCAAUGUCCUGAUUCUCGACCAUGUCCCCUGGAUCCGAGAUCACAACAUCAAAGGCGACGUCGUCUACCCCUGCGCUGCGUAUGUUGCCAUGGCUGGAGAGGCCGUCAGGCAGCUCAACGAAGAACAGUUUGGCGGAUACAGCUUGCGCAAUGUUAUCGUCAGUACUGCUAUGGUGCAUAAUGACACAAAAUCGAUGGAAAUAAUGACGAGCCUCAAAAGACACAGGCUGACCGACACUCUUGACAGCGCCUGGUGGGAAUUUACUAUCAGCUCUUAUAAUGGAAGUGCUUGGAUCAAACACUGCAGCGGGGAAGUCUGCUCCCAGAAUGGUGAAGGUUCCGGCUCAUCAUUCGAGCGGCCACGCCGUAUGUCUCGUAAAGUCUCCCCUGCAAAAUGGUACGAGUCGUCUCGCCACGUCGGUGCCAACUAUGGACCGCUGUUUCAGGGCUUGAAAGAGAUCUCGACAUCUACCACGGAUAACUUGGCAAGCUCACGGGCAGUUGUCACGACCACUGGCAGGACCGAUGUCUAUUCAGUUCAUCCCACUCAAAUCGACGCCUUCUUGCAGCUUCUUGGUAUCGCUGCUGCCAAAGGUGUGAACCGGUCUUUCAAACACCUGGCUCUUCCUACUUAUGCAGAGCAGAUUGAUGUUUGCAGCACGCCAGCCGACUUUGACAUCACAACGUCGGCCAAGUACAACCUCAACGGAUCAAUUUUGGGCGAUGGUUACGGCCUUGGGACGAAUGGUAGCCUUGCUCUGAGGAUGAAAGGCGUCAAGCUGAGUCCCCUGGAGGGUGAAGAAUCAUUGGGUAACAAUGACCGACAUGCUGCAGGCAGGCUCAACUGGAAACCAGAUAUCGACUUUCUCGAUUGCGCUGACCUUAUCCAGCCAUACAGCGGACGGGCGGAAGAGAUGCUCCCCUUCUUUGAACUGACGGCUCUUUGCAUCGAGGAAACACUCGAUAGAGUUUCGCAAGUACCAUCUCGUCUUCCGCAUUUGGAGAAAUUCCGUUCCUGGAUGAAGGCGCACCCUAAGAGCACAGGCGGGCCCUCCGAUCGGGUGGCUAAGAUCCAAGCACUUGUUGCCGAAGUAUCUGAAACUGCAGCCGCUCCUGUGGCGGAAGCGAUACUGAAGGUCAUGGAGAAUGCACAAGCCGUGUUCAACGGGACGACUGAGCCACUUGAAUUUCUUAUGGCUGAUCAGACAUUGACCCAGCUAUACAACUACAUGGACGGUGGAUGUGACCGCUCCGCUUUCAUGCAAGCCUCAGGACACAGCAACCCGAAACUUCGGAUCCUUGAAAUCGGCGCUGGAACCGGUGGUACUAUCGCCACUAUCCUCUCUAAUCUUCAGAGCCGAGAUGGAGGUCAUCUGAUGUACUCAAACUAUACCUAUACCGAUAUCUCGGCUGGAUUCUUUUUGGCUGCAAAGGAUCGGUUUAAGAGCUGGCCUAACAUUGAAUUCGCCACGCUUGACAUCUCCCAGGACCCAGAGGCCCAGGGUCUCAAAACUGCAUCAUAUGACCUGGUCCUGGCGACAAAUGUGCUUCAUGCUACUCCAAAUUUGCAUGAAACCUUGGCCAACGUGCGGAAGCUGAUCCGUCCUGACGGACGGCUGCUGUUGCAAGAAUUGUCCGCAGCCUGCAAGUGCUGGAACUUCGUGAUGGGCGUGCUCCCUGGCUGGUGGCUUGGUGCAGGCGAUGGCAGGGCGGAUGAACCAUGUGUCUCUCCACAGCGUUGGGAGGAUGAGCUUAGAGAAGCAGGGUUCGACGGGCUGGACGCGGUGGUCUUUGAUGCAAGAGAGCCACUGCAGAUCAAUGCGCUGAUGAUGGCGAAACCCAUCGAAGCCGCUCCAAUCUCACCAAGAGACAUUACAGUAUUGUGCGACCACAGCAGCCAAAGCCUGGCGCAAAAUCUGAAGUCAGAACUUGUUUCGGCCGGACGUCAUGUGGUUGUUUGCGGUCUGGAAGAUACAAUACCCGACGAUCGGGAUAUUGUUGCGCUGCUUGACCUUGAACAACCCUUCUUUGCUAAUAUAAGAGAGGCCAAGUUCGACCAAUUCAGAGCUUUUGUCUCACAUCUGAGGAUGAUGUGCAAAGAUCCUCGGUUCGCUCAAAGUCUCGGAGCAGCACGGGUUAUUCGCAACGAAUUCUCUCUUGAUUUUGCAACUUGCGAGAUCGACCAUCCAGAUGACUCUUUGGCACCCUUCAUGGCGGUCCUUUCUAAAUUUCAAAGCCGCCGUGAGGAUGAGAGCUUUCAGCCGGAGCAGGAAUAUGCCAUUGUGAAUGGAGAAGUUUAUGUCCCUCGGUUCUACCCCUUUCUUCUGAAGGAAGAUCCUCUUGCUCUGGGGACCUCAGAAGUUGCAGCUGGCCCUGUGGAGCUCGCUGUCGGAAAGUAUGGGCGUCUGAGUACUAUGAAAUUGGUUUCCAGGCCGAUUCGGCCCUUGGACGAUAGUGAGGUCGAGAUUGAAACCCAGAACGUCGGAAUGAAUUUCAAGGACGUCCUCAUUGCCAUGGGUAUAGUGCCAUCAUCUGUGGCUGGCUUCGGCAUCGAGGCUGCUGGUAUUGUACGCGGAGUUGGAAGCAAAGUUGAGCACGUACGCGAGGGCGACAGGGUUUUCACCAUGGGUGGCGCGUGCUUCUCAUCGUCACUCCUCGUGUCUGCUACGCUAUGUGUCAAGAUACCGGACUCUCUGAGCUUCGAAGACGCGGCUACUAUGCCAUGUGUCUAUGCAACAGUGAUACACUCACUUCUCGACGUUUCAAGGGUUGAGAAGGGACAGUCAGUCCUCAUCCAUUCGGCCUGCGGAGGCGUCGGUCUUGCUGCCAUUCAAAUAUGCAAAAUGAUUGGUGCUGAAAUAUAUGCAACGGUUGGCAGUGACAACAAGGUCGAGUUUCUCAUCGACAACUAUGAAAUACCCCGCGACCACAUAUUCCAUUCCAAGGACACAUCCUUCCGCGACGACGUGCUGAGGAUGACAGAAGGCGCUGGGGUUGAUGUCGUCCUGAACUCCUUGUCUGGCGAACUUCUGCAUACUUCCUGGGAUUGUGUUGCCGAAUUUGGCACGCUGCUGGAGAUCGGGAAAAGGGACUUCAUCGGCAACGGACGGCUUGCAAUGAAUCCAUUUGAGCUCAACAGGAACUACUGCGGCAUCGAUCUUGGUCAUCUGCUGGAACGCAAGCCAGCAUCAGUUUUCAGAUUGCUGAACAAGAUUGUCAAAUAUUACGAGCAAGGCUACAUUCAACCAAUCAAGCCGAUCAAGACUUUCCAAGCGAGUGCUGUUGAAGAAUGCUUUCGAUACAUGCAGAAAGGCCAGCACAUCGGGAAGAUUGUUGUCUCCAUGACCGCCACCAGCAAACAAGAGCAGUUGCUGCCAAGUGAGUCGCAAACAGACGUCACUUUCGACAGCGACGCUUCCUACCUGCUUGUCGGAGGCUUGGGCGGUCUCGGUAAAGCAGUCUCAACAUGGAUGGUGGAGAGAGGAGCCCGCCAUUUGAUCUACCUCUCUCGAAGCGCUGGAAAGAGCGCGGAGGACCAAGACUUCAUCCACGAAUUGCAGGAGCAGGACUGUGUGGCAACGGCCGUCCAAGGAAAUGCUGCGAACGAAGACGACGUUGCGAAGGCUGUGCAAUCGGCAACAAAAUUGAAAGGUAUUCUGCAAAUGUCAAUGGUGCUCCGAGAUCGCCAGUUGUCGAGAAUGACUUUUAGAGAAUGGAAUGCCGUGGUGAUGCCAAAAGUGCAAGGGACCUGGAAUUUGCACAAUCUCACAAUUGGCAAGAAGCUGGAUUUCUUCGUCAUGUUCAGUUCCAUCUCCGGCAUCAUGGGGCAACAUGGUCAGUCCAACUACGCUUCCGCGAAUACAUUUCUCGACGCCUUCGUCCAAUAUCGUCACAGCAAAGACAUGGCUGCAUCGUCCAUGGACAUUGGAGUCAUGGAAGACGCUGGCUAUGUCGCAGAAAAUCCAGCCAUGCUUGAGGGCAUGCGUGCGGCCGGCUUCCAUACGAUCCGCGAAUCCGAGCUGUUGGAUGCUCUGAUAAUGGCAAUAUCAGCGGGCCGAUCAUGUGCAACCGAAAUGAGCGAUAAGAGUUACACCAACAACGGUCAAUUCGUCCUGGGCUUGCGCUCAUCUAAACCGUUAUCCGAUUCGGCGAAUCGUGUCCUUUGGCGGAGAGAUCGCCGGGCCGCCGUCUAUCAUAACGAGAGCAGUGUCGAAGGGGCAAUGGCUGCAUCUACGACUUCCAAUAAAUUGAGGGAAUUCUUGGCUUUGUGCACGGUGAAUCCGGAGAUACUACAUGACAAGACAAACGUUACUUUCCUCGCGCAACAGAUCGGACUGCGGCUCUAUGAUAUGGUAAUGAAGCCGGUGGAAGACGAAACAACAAUUGACAUAUCUCUGUCGGUACAAGACCUCGGACUUGACAGUCUCGUGGCCAUUGAAAUGAAGACAUGGUGGAAGCACACAUUUGGAUUCGAUAUAAGUGUGCUGGAGAUGCUCGGCAUGGGAAGUGUACUUGCACUGGGUGAGCAUGCGGCACAAGAUUGUACUGCUUUGUGAGGUGUAGCCUGACUUGAAGCUUCCGCAUACCACGUGUGAACGACAUUAAGUCUGUAUCAAUCCUGCUUAGCUGUCAUACCUUGCAAGGGUAACAAAAUAUGUGGUGUGUUCCAGACAGAUAAGAAACCGGCCACGGGAUAGCAUGGCUCGUAUUCAGGUUCAGCAACCGGCCAGCAGAAGAGAGAGAGAGAGAGAGAGAGAGAGAGAGAGAGAGAGAGAGAGAG